Messenger RNA from Colletotrichum truncatum, 1704 nucleotides. RefSeq lists its product as uncharacterized. Lineage: Eukaryota; Fungi; Ascomycota; Sordariomycetes; Glomerellales; Glomerellaceae. The record is from RefSeq and is a predicted model, not a curated record.
AUGUCUUCGCAGCGGCCGGACCCCAGUCAAAAUCCUCAACGGCGAGACGACGAUUUUCCGCCCCUACCGCCAUAUCGCAGACUACCCCCACUACCGCCCUUUGCCUCGACCCGCGGGCCCCAUCCCCCGCUUCCGCCUCGACGACACCUCUGGGACGUUGAACCACACACGGCCUCAAGAGAAAACGAAGAGACGGAGGGCGUUCUCCGCUUCGCACGGCAGAUGGCCGACAGGAACUUUCAGGCUGAAUACGACGAGCUCUUGGGCAACUUUGUAGGCAAUACCUUGAAUGGUCUCACGGCGUUCAUGUCCGCAGCGCAAGACGACAUCAACCCUGACCGAAACAACCCACGAAAUCGGAACCAAGCGGCUGGCUUGUUGGAAACCUUGCAGAACGAUCAAAGAAGAGAGGACGACUCCCGUCGCCAGGCGAUACAGCUACCCGCGGUUUUCGGUUAUAGGACCAUUCGAUCCCUGGGCGGGCGACAACGAUCUGACGGUGCCGAGGACGAUUUGGAGGCAGUUAGAGCACUGUGGAAUCGGCGAACCCAGUACAGCUCCUCGCCAUUUUCCCCGCCCAGGAUGCCUCCCAACAUGUCUCCGCCUCACCUGUCGCCACUUCCUCACUCGGAGGAAUAUCCUGAGGAAAAUCGCCGCGCAAAGAGAAGAAAGCUGGACUCUGAACGGGCCUCACAAAGUUUCAAGGGAUUUCGCUAUGGACGGUAUGGACAGGUCGAGCCGGGCCAACUGAAAAUGGAGAUUCUCAGCUGUGACGGAGGGUUGUUUGAAAACGCCUCUUCGUAUGCUUACGAGAACAUCUUGAGGGACGAUAAGACCGUUUAUUGCACACAAUCUAACAGAUGCAACAUCAUCUUGCGGCACCAGGGUGGGACGGCGUUCAGUCUCAAAGAGCUGGUAAUCAAGGCACCAGCCGUGAACUACUCUUCACCAGUAAGAGAGGGCAUGGUAUUUGUGUCUAUGAAUCAAGACGAGGUCCUGACGCGGACCGCGCAGUAUGAGAUACAGUAUGCUCCAUUAAGGUCUGGCGGACCUGCAACUACCAGGGCGUUGGCCCCAAUUAUAUCCAUACGACACCACGAGGAUGGGACCACUGUGACCAGAACACACACUCGGCAGAGACGGUUGUACAAUAUGGGCGGCGAUGAUGAUGAGAACGAGCAGCGAACGGCGCAAAUACCGGCGGAAUUCACAAGCCAGCUACCCCCCUUUAACAUUACAACCGAAUGCAGCUAUGAGGAGAUAGAUGAUGAAGACGCACCGAGAAUCCCUAUCAACAGGCGAGCGCCCAAUAGGAUAGGAUCCUUACCCUUCGAAAGCGAUAGUAGCGAUGACGGCAACCCAUUCGCAUCAGACGAAUAUGGUUUCGAGGAUUACUCUUUCAAUAAUAGGCGUCGGGACCAGUCGGAUACUUCUUUGGCGGAGGCUGUUGAGGCGAAUCAGAUGGCAACCCAGGAGGCUGUACGGGCUGUAGGCGGCGAAUUGAUGGCCCCGCACGCGAAAUUCUUCAUCGAGAAGGAAAAAAGCAAGUGCACCAUACGGUUUGAUCCUCCAGUAUCGGGGAGAUUCAUACUGCUCAAGAUGUGGAGCAGUAGCCGGGCCUCGGGUAGCAACAUCGAUAUACAAGCAGUUCUCGCCAAAGGAUUCGCAGGACCGCGGUAUUUUCCGUCAGUAGAAUUGCGAUGA